Molecule: messenger RNA, 4011 nt
Organism: Lepus europaeus (European hare)
Lineage: Eukaryota; Metazoa; Chordata; Mammalia; Lagomorpha; Leporidae
Gene: OSBPL1A
Product: oxysterol binding protein like 1A
Exons: 28
Coding region: 97-2949 (950 amino acids)
Cellular component (GO): membrane; intracellular membrane-bounded organelle; cytosol
Molecular function (GO): protein binding; cholesterol binding
Source: RefSeq, a predicted model, not a curated record
CGACGGCCGCUUCCUCGGCGUGGGGCGGGUAGAAGCGAAGCGUGAGCUCGUGGCCCCCGCCUCAGGAGCCCCGGGAGCCCGAGUGGCCGCGUAGAAAUGAAUACCGAAGCGGAACAACAGCUUCUUCAUCAUGCCAGAAAUGGCAACACUGAAGAAGUAAGACAACUAUUGCAAACCAUGGAGAGGAAUGCAGCAAUUGCUGACAUUAAUUGCAAAGGAAGAAGUAAGUCUAAUUUGGGCUGGACACCUCUUCAUCUGGCAUGCUAUUUUGGACAUAGACAAGUGGUCCAGGACUUGUUGAAGGCUGGUGCGGAAGUGAAUGUGUUGAACGACAUGGGAGACACGCCACUUCAUCGAGCUGCCUUUACGGGACGAAAGGAGUUGGUAAUGCUUCUCUUAGAAUAUAAUGCUGAUACCACAGUUGUUAAUGGGAGUGGACAGACAGCAAAGGAAGCCACUCAUGACAAAGAAAUCAGAAACAUGCUUGAAGCUGUAGAAAGGACUCAACAAAGAAAGUUUGAAGAAUUACUUUUAGCAGCAGCAAGAGAAGGCAAAACAUCAGAACUCACAGCUCUGCUCAAUAGGCCCAAUCCUCCUGACGUUAACUGUUCGGAUCAGUUAGGAAAUACACCCUUGCAUUGUGCAGCUUACCGGGCCCAUAAGCAAUGUGCCUUGAAGCUUCUAAAAAGUGGAGCAGACCCUAAUUUGAAGAACAAAAAUGAGCAGAAACCUCUUGACCUUGCCCAAGGUGCUGAAAUGAAACACAUUCUUCUUGGUAAUAAGGUCAUCUACAAAGCACUGAAACGAUAUGAAGGCCCGCUUUGGAAGAGUUCAAGGUUUUUUGGAUGGAGAUUAUUCUGGGUAGUAUUAGAACACGGAGUCCUUUCAUGGUAUAGGAAACAGCCUGAUGCAGUCCAUAACGUUUAUCGCCAGGGAUGCAAACACCUUACUCAAGCAGUAUGCACGGUAAAAUCUACCGAUAGCUGCCUCUUCUUUAUUAAGUGCUUUGAUGACACCAUUCACAGCUUCCGGGUUCCUAAGAAUAGCCUUCAGCAGUCAAGACAGGCGUGGAUGGAAGCAAUAGAAGAGCAUUCUGCCUACAGCACUCACUACUGCUCCCAGGACCAGGUGACUGAUGAUGAUGAAGAAGAUGCCGUUUCUGCUGUAGAUUUGAGGGACUCUUUAGAGAAAGCACAAACAUGUCAACAGAGACUAGAUAGAGAAAUUUCCAACUUUCUCAAAAUGAUUAAGGAAUGUGACAUGGCUAAAGAAAUGCUUCCAUCAUUUCUUCAGAAAGUUGAAGUUGUCUCUGAAGCUUCUAGAGAAACUUGUGUAGCUUUGAGUGAUUGCCUUAAUCUCUUCACUAAACAAGAAGGGGUGAGGAAUUUUAAAUUGGAACAGGAGCAAGAAAAAAACAAAAUUUUGUCUGAAGCACUGGAGACUCUGGCCACUGAACACCAUGAACUAGAGCAGUCAUUGGUUGAAGGAUCCCCACCUCCCAGCAUCCUCAGCGAGGACGAGUUCUACGAUGCACUCUCAGAUUCCGAGUCGGAGCAGUCCCUGAGUAGGCUGGAAGCAGUGACAGCACAGUCCCUGGACAAGGAAGGACAGCACCUGAGCAGUUGCAGACCCAGGAUGUCUGAGGGGAAGGACUGUGGCGGUGGAGAUGCUCUCUCCAAUGGCAUCAAGAAGCACAGAACAAGCUUGCCCUCUCCUAUGUUUUCCAGAAAUGACUUCAGUAUCUGGAGCAUCCUCAGAAAAUGUAUUGGAAUGGAACUCUCCAAGAUCACGAUGCCAGUUAUAUUUAAUGAGCCGUUGAGCUUCCUGCAGCGACUAACUGAGUACAUGGAGCACACUUACCUCAUCCACAAGGCCAGCUCCUUUUCUGAUCCGGUGGAAAGGAUGCAGUGUGUGGCUGCGUUCGCAGUGUCUGCUGUUGCAUCCCAGUGGGAACGGACCGGGAAGCCCUUCAACCCGCUCCUGGGAGAGACCUACGAGUUAGUUCGGGAUGACCUUGGAUUCAGACUCAUUUCCGAACAGGUCAGCCAUCACCCACCAAUAAGUGCAUUUCACGCAGAAGGAUUAAACAAUGAUUUUAUCUUUCAUGGCUCAAUCUAUCCCAAACUGAAAUUCUGGGGGAAGAGUGUGGAAGCAGAACCCAAAGGAACCAUCACCUUGGAGCUCCUUGAACACAGUGAAGCCUACACAUGGACUAACCCCACCUGCUGUGUGCACAACAUCAUCGUGGGGAAGCUCUGGAUCGAGCAGUAUGGCAGCGUGGAGAUCACAAACCACAAGACUGGGGACAAAUGUGUGCUGAAUUUUAAGCCGUGUGGCCUUUUCGGUAAGGAACUGCACAAAGUUGAAGGCUACAUUCAAGAUAAAAGCAAGAAGAAGCUGUGUGCCCUCUAUGGGAAGUGGACCGAAUGUCUGUACAGUGUUGAUCCCGCCACUUUUGAGGCUUGCAAAAAAAAUGAAAAGAAAAACAUGGAAGAGAAGAAGAGCAGCAAACAGAUGAGCACCUCCGAGGAGUCGGAUGAAAUGCCAAUGCCAGACUCAGAAAGCGUGUUUGUCAUUCCUGGGAGUGUCCUCCUCUGGCGAAUAGCCCCGCGGCCUCCUAAUUCAGCCCAGAUGUAUAACUUCACUAGCUUUGCAAUGGUUCUGAAUGAAGUGGACAAGGAGAUGGAGAGUGUGAUUCCUAAGACGGACUGCAGGUUACGGCCUGAUAUCAGAGCCAUGGAAAACGGAGAAAUAGAUCAAGCCAGUGAAGAAAAGAAACGACUUGAAGAAAAACAAAGAGCAGCCCGCAAGAACAGGUCCAAGUCAGAAGAGGACUGGAAGACAAGGUGGUUCCGCCAAGGUCCAAAUCCGUACAGUGGAGCCCAGGACUGGAUCUACUCCGGCAGCUAUUGGGACAGAAACUAUUCCAAUUUGCCUGACAUUUAUUAAAGUGGCAGACAAGUCAGGGUGUUUGGCUAAUCUACAGAUAAGUCUUAAACCUAGGUUUUUAAAUUUUUUUCUUGGUUUCUACUCAUCUUUUAAAAAAAAGUCUGCUCAUGAGAGAACAUGCAUUUCACCCAACAAAAGUAGGGCACAUGGUGAUGAUGAAGGCCUUAGGAGAGAUGCAUAACUUUGCUAUCCAAAACAACUUAUUUGGAAGACUGUUUUAUAUAGAGGUAAGAGUGCUGGAGACUGCGCUUUUUAUGGUUGCUGUUGCCAUAUUUCCUGAAGGUUUAUACCCAAAUGUAACUUGAGCUUUAUGGAAUUCUAUAGCAAUCCCAAAUCAAGUUAUUUUGAAUAUUUUUAUGCUGUCAUGCUUGAAUGUUUUAGAUAUAACUUUGACGUGUUUAGAAUUCUUCUAUACAACGUUCAUGUGCUCAAAUGUAGAGGUGAUGUCAUUUUGUAAACACUACAAUAAGAUGGCUUUUGUUCAUACUAACCUCUCCAUUUUAACCCUUACUGCCUCUAAAAAGAAAAGAUUAGGAUUUUCCUAUCAGGAUUACCUAAACUGGACAAGGUGUUUCAUUUACUUAGUGUUCUGAAUUCACUUUUAUAAUUUCUGAAAUCAAUGAGUUAAAAUGUUUAAAUUGUACAUGUUUGAAUUGAAAAUAUGUAUAAAAUCUAGCCAUUCACAAAAUAUUCUAAACAUAGGUUUAUGACAAAGCUUUUUAAAUGCUUUAGCUUCCAGUGGCAGAUGCCCCCAGAGAAAGUGAGCCGCACUCGUGUGUGUGUGUGAGCAUUCAACUGUUAUGAAAGGAGGUCUUGUGCAUUUCAAGUUUGCAAGGUACCUGUGUACUUAAAUAUGUAUGGAGACCGACUGUACAGUAGUUUUGCCCCUUUAAUUGGGGUAUACUAAUCUAAUCUUGUAGUAUUUAUCCAUCCAACCCCCAGAUUGAGAUACUGCUCCCAGGGGCCUUAGGUAGUUGCCAGUUAAGUUAUUUUAACGCUGUCUUGAAACUAACCAAUGUUUGAAAUAAUCUACCUGAUGCUAAAUAAAGGCUUUAGAAUGUC